CCGAUCAGAAUCCAGAAAGCAGCAGCAAAUGGCAAACGACAAGUCGGUCAUGGCGGUCAUACGAGCCGCCCGCCCCUCUUUCCGCAACGCCAAUGACAAGGUCGCCUUCGCCGUUCAUGCUUCCUUCGUUGCCUCCGGCUUCCAAUUACUCGCCGCCGGCCGCUCCGCUUUUGUUGAAAACGCCCUCUCCUCCUCAACAGAAGAAGUGGGUGUUGAAAAUUGGAAUGAGCUUGAGGACGAGUACGCCUUUGUGUACGUGAACCCGGAGAAGGGCUCGAAGAAGGUUCUGGUCAAGUGUCUUGUGAUUGAUGGAGCACUGAGUGUUGAUGCUGUGGCUGAUGGGGCUUCUCAGAAUGUUCACUGUGAAUUUAGUGUUGGGGAUUAUGUGCAAGAAAAUGAGGGAGGUAAUUACUCGUCACAGUUUAAGAAUAUGGACACCUUGGUGAACAAUCUCAAUGCUCAAGUUUUGUCGAAAUUGGACGAGUCUUCUGCACCCAAGCCAACAAGUUCAAACGGCACUAAAAUCUCAGGAAAUAAGCCCGGCAGUGGUGCUGGAUCUCAUGGAGUUAAUGUUGGCGGUGGUAAUGAGGAUCUUUAUCCUGGGGCUGGUUCUGGAAGGUAUCCAGGUGGUGGCGAUGAUCUUUAUCCUGGAGCUGGUGCUGGAAACUAUCCUAAUAGGUUUCCAGUGGGCGGUGGCGAUCUAUAUCCUGGACCUGGCGCUGGAAUGCCUUCCAGGGGUGGAUUUGAUGAUGGAAGCAUGUUUGUAGGACCCAAUGAUCGUAGGUUUGGAGGUGUUGGACAACCUGGGUUUCCAGGGUUUCCUGGGGGACUACCGGGUAUUGCUGAUCCUCGGUUUGGUGGUGAAAGACCAUUUGGUGUCCCACUAGGUGCUCGCUUUGAUCCCUACGGGCCGCCUGGUCUUGCUGAUUUUGAUCCAGAUUGUUCAAGGCGCCCACAGGGUCCAGGAAGCAGGACACACCCCGCCUUGGAGCAACCCGGCAGUGGUUCAGACUUCAUCUAGAACGUAUCUGACCCUAUAACUAUCUGAGGGAAACUGGAAAGUGUAGUAAUGUGUUUUAGCUUAAUCUCUUCUGUGUGAGCUCCUUCGUUGACGUAAGAAUCAGUUAGCUUUCAACAAACUUAUGGCUUCUGGUUCGUGAUGUAAAUGGUGUUCAACAAAUGUAAAGCCUUUUGGCUUAUCAGGCGCUUCAAGUAUAUCAUGUUCUUUAGUA
Messenger RNA from Argentina anserina (silverweed cinquefoil), 1232 nucleotides. RefSeq names its product probable proteasome inhibitor. The coding region runs from base 29 to 1021 and encodes 330 amino acids. Lineage: Eukaryota; Viridiplantae; Streptophyta; Magnoliopsida; Rosales; Rosaceae. The transcript is spliced from 10 exons. The record is from RefSeq and is a predicted model, not a curated record. Gene Ontology annotation, molecular function: endopeptidase inhibitor activity; proteasome binding. Gene Ontology annotation, biological process: proteasome-mediated ubiquitin-dependent protein catabolic process.